UACUUUUCUCCGUGUGCCUCUCUUCCUGGUUGCAUGGCCGUGGUGGACGCUAGGCGUCAGAAACCAGGUUCCUCGACGCUCAUAGGAGACUCAACUUGGUGAAAGCCUUCGCCGCGUCUUCUGUUCAGUGGUUCUGCUGGACUUAUCCGUCGAGAUCCCCUUCUAAAGACGUCGUUGAUGAAAGCAACACACGAUCGGACAGAGGAUUCAUACGUUUUACAAUUUGAUCCCAGUUUUGCAGAUCGCUGUGGCAGAACAUUCCUGCGUGGGAAGAACACUAGAAGAAAGAACCAAAUAUCUGAGAGCUGACACGCCCGCCUGCAACACGCUCUGCCGGGGACACGGUUCUCCCGACGGCUCUCUGGGUCUCGCGUCCCAUUUCGAGAACCAUAGUCCAAACUGGACAGGCUGGUGUUGAGCGUCUCUGUGCUGUGGAAUGGCUCUUCUCACCCUGCACAGAACACCUUCUGUCUCCACCGCGCCUGAUGAAAGCAUCCCUAGGAGAGGAAAUCUACAGAAAAGGGAGAGCUUCGCAUGGGUCAAGGGGGUUGUCCUUCUGCUGGAAGAGGGAGAGAGGGAGGGGUCCAAUGAGGGUCUCUCGCCCGAUCGCAGCCCCUCUCCCAAGCCGGAGGGGGGGCCGCCGCCAGACACGCGCCACAGACACCUCCAGGCCAUGGUCUCGCUGCUCAGACCCGAGGACACCGUCAAACUGGCGGUCCAGCUGGAGUCUUCAAGUCCGGUACGGGUCCGCUACCUGAUAGUGAUCUCCACCUGUAGUAACAAACAUGAGAGCGUCCUGCUGGGAAUGGACUUCCCCAAGGCAGACAGCGACGAGUGCACCAUCGGGUUGGUGCUGCCGGUGUGGAGCGACACCCAGGUUUACCUGGACGGAGACGGCGGAUUCAGUGUGACCACGGCAGAGGAGACCAGAAUCUUCAAGCCUGUGUCUAUCCAGACCAUGUGGUCGGUCCUACAGGCCCUGCACGGCUGCUGUGAGCGGGCGGUGAAGGGAGCGGUGAUCCCCGGCUGCGGGCUGGACUGGGCCGCCCACUACCAGCGCUACGUGGAGUCGGACCGCUACUGCCUCAACGAGUGGGAGGCCAUGAACGACCUGCAGUCGAUGCGCAAGGAGAGCGAAGGACAGGGGUUCUCCCAGCGCUCCUCCAUCGAGGCCCAGAUCAAGGACCACCUCCGGGACAUCAUGAGGACAGAGGACCUGGACAACCUGACCUCCAAGAUGGUUCGGACCGGUCUGGAGACCAGGAUGAACAUGGACAUGAUGGCCUACAGGGAGUACAUCGACAAUGAGAUGAUGGUCACCUUCGCCCAGAUGGACAAACCCUCCCGGAUCUUUGACUACCUUUACCUGGGCUCAGAGUGGAAUGCUGCCAACUUUGAGGAGCUGCAGAAAAACAAUGUGGGCUACAUCCUCAACGUGACUCGGGAGAUCGACAACUUCUUCCCCGAGGCGUUCACCUACAUGAACAUCAGGGUGUACGAUGUGGAGGCCACCGACCUGCUACCCCACUGGACCGACACCUACCAGUUCAUCAACACCGCCAGGAAGAGCGGGCAGGCGGUGCUUGUGCACUGUAAGAUGGGCGUGUCCCGCUCAGCGUCCACAGUCAUCGCCUACGCCAUGAAGCAGCAGCGGUGGCCCGUGGACGAGGCGCAGGCCUACGUACGGGAGUGCCGGCCCAUCACCAGGCCCAACGACGGCUUCGCCCGGCAGCUGCAGACCUACAACGGCAUCCUGAACGCCAGCCAGCAGCGCCACAGCGCCCUCUGGCGGCGGAAGUCAAGAGAUCAGAGAAAUUUGUCACUUCACAAGGAGGACGAACCAGAAGCCGAAAGAGAUAGCCAAGGGGACGAGGGAGAGGAGGAUUUUGAAGAGGAAGAUACUGAUGAGGACGAAGAAGAAGAGGAGGAGGAGGAGAUACCUGAUAUUGUUGGCAUUGACAAAGUAUUUGAGGACCAGCCUGCAACCAAUCAGGAGCCUUCGCUAAUGGAAGCCCCUGCCCCAGCAGCUGCCACUCCCAAUCCCAAUCCCAAUCCCAAUCCUACGAUCACAGUGCAGGACAGUGACAAGACGGUCCUGAACCGAAGCGGGAGGAUGAACCUCUUCUCUCUGAUGCAGUCCAUCAGCGAGCUGGACGACGACAAGUUACCCAGCAGCCCGCGGCGAUCUCCGAUGCAACGGAGGCGGAGCCAGGCGCGGAAGGGCCUGACUCACCAGAGAGCCUGUGUGGACGUUUCCCCCGAGCCCCGCAGCCAAUCAGAGAAGAGGAUACAGGAUGCGGAUGGGAAAAGCAUGUGAUUGGUUGAACGGAAGAGAGAAGGAGAGUGUUGAUCGAGGGAUUCACUCAAAUAC
Molecule: messenger RNA, 2371 nt
Organism: Gadus morhua (Atlantic cod)
Lineage: Eukaryota; Metazoa; Chordata; Actinopteri; Gadiformes; Gadidae
Product: protein phosphatase Slingshot homolog 3
Exons: 17
Coding region: 437-2317 (626 amino acids)
Biological process (GO): negative regulation of actin filament polymerization; protein dephosphorylation
Molecular function (GO): phosphatase activity; actin binding
Source: RefSeq, a predicted model, not a curated record